GAAAAUUAAAAAAAAAAAAAUUCAGGAAAUUAGAGCGAAAUGGAUGGACGUGCACAAUUGCUAAUCUUUGUUCUGCUGUCUGCUACUUUAGGAAACUUAAAACUAGCAGCAGCUCUUGCAGAGAGAAGAAAGCUUGCCGCCAAUACCUCGGGUUUCAUAAGCAUUGAUUGUGGGGUGGAUGAAGAUUAUUUCGACGAGCAAACUGAAAUAUUUUACAAGUCUGACAAAGAUUUCAUAAGCACCGGAGAAAACAAGUACGUGUCUUCCGGAAACAAUGACGAGGAUCCUUAUUUUGGGCGCAUAUGUCAGAGUGCAAGGUAUUUUCCGAAAGGUAGAAAGAAUUGCUAUACAUUGAGACCUGAGCAAGGCAAAAAUCAAAAUUACCUUAUCAGAGUGUUCUUCAAAUAUGGGAAGAAUCAGACUCCAAGGUUUGAUUUGUAUAUCGGGGUUGAUUUUUGGAUGACAGUGCAAACUUCAAAAUAUGCAUUGUAUGAGAUUAUUUAUUUUUCUUUAACCGAUGCUAUUAACUUGUGUCUCGUAAAUACUGGCUAUGGAACCCCUUUCAUUUCAGCAUUGGAACUGAGGUUUAUGAACCAUUCCAUUUAUAGAAUCGAGUCCAGAUCCCUAUAUGUAGUGGGACGAUAUGACGUUGGCAACUCAACCAAUAGGAACGUCAGGUACAAGGAUGACGUAUAUGAUCGGUUCUGGACUACAUUUAUCCCUGAUAAUUUUAUUUCAUUGAACACCACCUCAAAUAUUGACGUCCAGAGCAGCAAUAACACCCUUAAAACACCCAUGGAAGUUUUAAGAACAGCAGUCCAACCACCAAGUCCCCUCAGAUCAUUUAAUCACUCCUUUCCCUAUACGGAUAAUUCUAACAAUGAAUACUAUGCCUGCUUUCACUUCGCCGAAAUUUUACAGACUUCACCGGGCAAACCAACAAGGGAAUUCACCGUCAAUCUUAACGGUGCCAACUAUGGACCUAUUACCCUCCAAUACUUGAAGCCACUCACCAUUUGUUAUCCACCGAUUAAAUCAAGAAAUGUCGGAGAUAUUUUCAUUUCCAUGGAGUCAACUGUACGGUCCGUCCUUCCACCUAUCUUCAACGCCUUGGAGAUUUUCUAUGUAAUGCCGCCCCCUGUUUCACCCACACACCCAGCAGAUGUUGACGCUAUAAUGGCCGUCCGGCAAACGUACAACAUUAAUAAAGAUGAUGACUGGCAAGGAGACCCAUGUCUCCCAAGAGGUAUUACUUGGACGGGUUUGAGCUGCAGCUAUGACAGCAAUUCUCCAAGGGUCAUCUCUCUGAACCUCAGUGCAAGUAAAUUGACAGGAAAGAUUUCUUCCUCAUUCUCUGAACUCAAAGCGAUAGAGUCCUUAGAUUUAUCAGGCAAUCAACUGACUGGAACAAUUCCAGAAUUUUUAGCACAACUGCCAAAUUUAACUGUUCUAAAUUUAACCGGAAAUAGGCUUACUGGUUCAAUUCCUCAGUCUCUUGUCCAAAAAUCUAACGAUGGACUAUUGCAGAUGAGUUUGAACGGAAAUCCACAACUUUGCCAGACAGAUUCCUGUGAGAAAAAGAAGCAAAAUUUUCUUCUUCCGGUUGUUGCAUCUGUUACAACAAUUAUGGUGCUUCUCUUCCUCAGCAGUAUAUUUGUCUUUUGGAGAAUGAAAAGACAAAAAGCAACAUCACAAUCUGAGAAGGAAGGACGAGUAAUUUCAAAGAAUCGGUCCUUUAGUUAUUCAGAGAUUGUUAGUAUUACUGACAACUUUAAAACCAUCAUUGGAGAAGGAGGGUUUGGAAAAGUUUACUUUGGGGCUCUGAAAGAUAACACUCAAGUUGCUGUCAAAUUGCUCUCUCAAUAUUCAAGGCAAGGCUAUGAGGAAUUUCAAGCUGAGGCACAACUCUUGAUGAUUGUUCAUCACAGGAACUUGGUUUCUCUAAUUGGCUACUGUGAUGACCAUCAUAAUAAGGCACUGAUUUAUGAGUACAUGGUUAAUGGAAAUUUGCGAGAGCAUUUAUCAGAGUCAAGUGGAAGUACUUUAAAUUGGGAUGAGAGACUACAUAUUGCAGCAGAUGCAGCACAGGGAUUGGAGUAUCUACAUAAUGGUUGCAAGCCACCUAUAAUCCACAGGGAUUUAAAGACUUCCAACAUCUUAUUAAAUGAAAAAUUGCAAGCAAAGAUAGCUGAUUUUGGGCUAUCAAGAGCUUUCGCAAAUGAAAGUGUUUCACAUAUAACAACUCGUCCUGCAGGCACAUUCGGUUACCUGGAUCCUGAGGCUUAUGCAUCAGGAAUCUUUAAUAAGAAAAGUGAUGUACACAGCUUUGGGAUCAUUCUACUUGAGCUGAUAACUGGUCAGCCUGCCCUAAAAAGAGACGUCGAUGAAGAAAUCAUUGGAAUACAACAGUGGGUUACACCAAUAAUUGAAAAUGGUGAUAUUGGAAGCAUUGUUGAUCCCAGGCUACAAGGAAACUUUGACACAAAUUCUGCUUGGAAAGCGGUGGAGAUAGCCUUGUCAUGUGUGCUGGAUACAGCAAUUCGACGGCCAGACAUGAGUGAUGUAGUAGGUGAACUAAAGGAAUGUUUAGCUAUACUAACACCUGUUGUUGGAUCUCAGAGGAUGGAUAGAGGAAGUAUGAGAUCAAUCAAUUCACUUGAAACGAGGUCCUUGGAAAUCGACACUGAAAUGGCUCCUAGUCCUAGGUAGUCUCUCACUCUGCUAGUCGAUCAAUAUUAAUUUUUUUUCUUUUUAGAGAUGUACUACUUGCUAAUAUUUUCAAUUUGAAAUGAUAUUGCUAUUUAUGGUGUUUUAAAAAAUAUCUAUUAUAAG
This is a messenger RNA of Hevea brasiliensis (rubber tree), 2832 nucleotides long. RefSeq names its product putative leucine-rich repeat receptor-like serine/threonine-protein kinase At2g19230. The record is from RefSeq and is a predicted model, not a curated record. The coding region runs from base 40 to 2709 and encodes 889 amino acids. The transcript is spliced from 13 exons. Gene Ontology annotation, biological process: protein phosphorylation. Lineage: Eukaryota; Viridiplantae; Streptophyta; Magnoliopsida; Malpighiales; Euphorbiaceae. Gene Ontology annotation, molecular function: protein binding; ATP binding; protein kinase activity.